This is a messenger RNA of Quercus lobata, 863 nucleotides long. Its product is annotated as pectinesterase inhibitor 3-like. Gene Ontology annotation, molecular function: enzyme inhibitor activity. The coding region runs from base 102 to 716 and encodes 204 amino acids. The transcript has a single exon. NCBI's taxonomy places the organism in Eukaryota, Viridiplantae, Streptophyta, Magnoliopsida, Fagales, Fagaceae. Gene Ontology annotation, biological process: negative regulation of catalytic activity. The record is from RefSeq and is a predicted model, not a curated record.
CAACAAAGUAUCACUCUACAGUCUACACAACACUCAGCUCUCGAAAGUUGAAACCACUCAAAAACUCAAAGUGUGUGCCUGUCUUAGUCUCACAAAUCACAAUGGCUCGCCACCCAUUCUGUCUUCUAAUAACACUAACACUAGCAUUCCAACUCAUUGUUUUCUUCUCCUACUUCGCAUCUGCACGAACACCCACCAAUGUUGCACCCCAACCCCAAGAUCUGGUCCGUUCAUCUUGUGAACACGCUAGCUACCCCAACGUCUGUAUCCGCACACUCUCGUCCUACACUGGACCAGCCAAGACUCCCAAAGACUUAGCCCAAGCUGCGGUGAAAGUGAGCCUGUCACGAGCCAAGCGAGUCUCCAACUACUUGGCCCAAGUGAGCGAAGCCAAAGACUUGAAAAUCAGCAAGAGACAGAGAGGUGCGCUGAGUGACUGUGUGGAGCAGAUAUCGGAGUCGGUGGAGGAGCUGAGGCAGACGCUGAGCGAGCUGAAGCACCUGCGUGUUGAGACUUUCAGGUGGCAGAUGAGUAAUGCUGAGACUUGGGCGAGUGCGGCUUUGACGUAUCAGGACACGUGUCUUGAUGGGUUUCAAGGGGUUGAUGGGAAGAAGCUCAAGUCUGAUGUGAAGAGGAAGAUUAGGAAUGUGGGUAAGGUUACUAGUAAUGCUCUCUACAUGAUCAAUCGCCUUGAUGAGAGUCGUGGUAAAGCCUAGCCUAGAUUAUUGAGAGUAAAAUUUUUUUAUUUUUUUUUAAUUUAUCUUGGUGAAAAUGAUGAUGAUGGACGGUCCUGAUCACUCUGUGUUACUGUGUAGUGUGUAUCAUAUGAUAUAUUUAUAUAUUAUGCAACUUUUGAAUAUCAA